Molecule: messenger RNA, 1588 nt
Organism: Ostrea edulis (European flat oyster)
Lineage: Eukaryota; Metazoa; Mollusca; Bivalvia; Ostreida; Ostreidae
Exons: 13
Coding region: 138-1574 (478 amino acids)
Source: RefSeq, a predicted model, not a curated record
UUUGAAAGUAUUUGGGAAGAAAGUGCAAUUUAUCAUUAUCUGAGAUUUGCCUAGAGUACUUCGUGGGCGCAAGGGUCAAAGCCAAGGUCAUUGUUUUACGUCUCUCUGAUAAGACAUCAGGAGACCACUCUGCAAGGAUGCAGAUUUUAGGACUGUUCAUGUGUGUGGUGGGGUUAGUGUGGGGACAGAACUCUACUUGUGACGACAUAGACUCCGAUGUUUGCCAAACCUUCAAUGCUCACGUCAACGUCUGUAGUGAUCCAUGUCUCUCAAAACUGUGUCCUAGGACCUGCAAUAUGUGCCCAAGAAAAUGCUACAGUUGUGAUGCUGUUUCUUCUUUAAGUGAUUGUAAUACAACACAAAUUUGUCCGGAUGCAAAUCACGAUUGCUUUGUUCAUAAGGGUUUAACAUCUAACCUCGCAAUUUCUUAUAACAUGGGAUGUGCUAAAAAAGACGUGUGUAGCAAUUUGUUUGUCUCUCACCUGUCAACCACACCGACACCAUCUACCACGACCACAAAACAUGUAACGACUGGUGGAUCAUCCUUCCUGGUUGGCAGAAGAAAAAGACAUGGUUUAAAUGGUGCCUGUUGCAGCUCUGACCUUUGUAACAAAUAUGAACCCAGCAAAAAGAAACGACAGAUGACUUCAUCCUUGUCCAGGUCAGCUGUUUUGACCACUCUGCCAACACAGACUACUACAUUAGCACCAGGUUGCCAUGAUAUCGACACGCUGUCUUGUCAAAAGCUCGCCCACCUAAAAAGAGAUUUAUGCAACGAUGACUGUUUGCUUAAGGCAUGUCCUCGAACAUGCGGAAAAUGCUCUGAAUGUUAUUCCUGUAACUUUGUGCAAAGCCCAGAAAACUGCACCAGUACAUCUGUUUGUCUUCCAGCCGAGAAAUGUUAUGCUGUGGAGGAAUAUCUGGAUAGUGGGAAACUUGGAUAUCGUCUGGGAUGUCUUCAUGAAAAUGUCUGCGAAAAGUUCCAUAAAAAUGGAGGCAAAGUGUUUGGUCGAAGGAGUGAUCACGUGACGUUGACGUUAGAUGGGGACUGUUGUGUUGGGGACCUAUGUAACCAUCGCCCGCUCGUCCACACCACCACCACGACGCAUGCGCCAACUCAGACUGCAAAUAUGUUAACUACUACUCCACAAGAUGGAUGCGAUUAUACGCCAGGCCACCAGUGCCCUAAAGGCUUUAGUACUGUGGGUGGAAAAUGCCUCAUGAUUGGGACGAAUGAGGUGCCGUACGACAUAGCAAAGAGAAUUUGUCAUAACCAUUGCUCAAGAUUGAUGGAAAAUAUUUCUAUGCGUGACGUUACGGGUAUUCAUCACCUGAUGGAUUUGCUUAUGCCUCACGUGCCACCAGAUAGACGAAAGUUAACUGUUGGAGCUCACACCGAUUUCCAUCACCGCCUGGUUUGGGACUAUUCAGGGCAUGUAGUUCAAGAUAUGCCAAAAAAUGUUCACGAUAACAAUUGUGUCUUCCUUCCGUUCGACGUGCACCAUCACGGCUACCUGAAGCUGGAUGAUUGCUCUGAAUACCAUUAUUUCAUUUGUGAAGCACAUUUUAGAUAAACUGUGUAACUGUC